AUGAUGGCAACAACCAUUGGAAGCUAUAUUGCAACAAGACUUGCGCAAAUCGGAAUAAAAAAUCACUUUGUGGUCCCUGGUGACUACAAUCUAGUUCUUCUGGACAAAUUGCAGGAGAACCCAAACUUACAGGAAGUGAAUUGUAGUAACGAGCUUAAUUGCUCUUUUGCUGCUGAAGGAUAUGCUCGAGCAAAAGGAAUAGCUGCAGUAAUUGUUACCUUCAGCGUUGGUGCUUUCUCGGCAUUUGAUGGAAUUGGCAGUGCCUACGGAGAAAACUUGCCAGUUAUUUUGAUUAGCGGCUCUCCAAAUACGAAUGAUGAAGGUGACCAUCAUUUACUUCACCAUACAAUCGGAACUCACAGUUUCGACUACCAAUAUGAAAUGGCUCAAAGAAUCACGUGUGCUGCAGUCCAGUUGAAGAAUGCCGAAGAUGCUCCUAGACUGAUUGACUAUGCCAUUCGCGAAAGCCUUACCCAAAAGAAGCCCUGCUAUAUUGAGGUUCCAACUAAUAUGUCCUCGGCUUCCUGCGCCCCACCAGGACCAAUCGAGGCGGUGCUUUGUCCCUUGGAGACAAACCCGAAAGCCCUUGAAGCAGCUGUGACUUCCUCAAUCAAGUUUAUUGAAAGUCGCUUGAAGCCCACGUUGCUCGCUGGGCCUAAGUUAAAAUGUGCUGGGGCCGAACAGGCUUUCAUACGGUUAGCCGAAGCUCUAGGAUGUGCUGUUGCAGUUCUUCCUGCCGCUAAGUCACUCUUUCCUGAGGAUCAUCCUCAAUUCUGCGGAGUAUAUUGGGGGCAAGUGAGUACUAAAAAAGCAGACGCAAUUAUAGAAUGGUCUGACUUGACGAUUUGCGCUGGCUGUGUAUUUACCGACUACAGUACUACUGGUUGGACUUCUCUUCAAUCAUCUGCGCACCGCUUAGAGGCCGGAUUCGACGAUGUCAAGUUUUCAGGUCAUUAUUUUGAUCAAAUUGCCUUAAGCGACUUCUUGAAUGCAUUGGCUGAUCGUAUCUCAACAAACGAUAAAAGCUUAAUUGAGUACAAUCGCUUGCGUCCCACAUCACCUACCAUUGAAGCAGCUCGACCAACAGCCCCUAUCACUCGUAAGGAGAUGGUUCGUCAAAUUCAUAAGCUUAUCACUUCUGAGACCACUCUUUUCGCAGAGACUGGUGACUCUUGGUUCAAUGGAAUUCAAAUGGACCUCACAAGGGGUGCAUGUUUCGAGAUCGAAAUGCAGUGGGGUCACAUUGGAUGGUCUAUUCCCGCAUGUGUAGGCUACGCUGUUGGCGCUCCCGAGAGGAAGAUUAUUACAAUGGUUGGUGACGGAUCCUUCCAAAUGACAGCUCAAGAGGUUUCCCUAAUGGUUAGACUCAAAAAGCCAAUUAUUAUCUUCUUGAUAAAUAACUUUGGGUACACUAUUGAGGUAGAAAUUCAUGAUGGUCCCUACAAUAAUAUCAAGAAUUGGAAUUAUGCCGCAUUGGUGGAGGCAUUUAAUGCUAAUGAUGGGAAAGCGAAAGGUUUCCAAGUGCGUACUGCGGGAGAGUUAGCUGAUGCCAUAGAAAAGGCAAAUUCAAACGUUGAAGGCCCAACUCUAAUUGAAAUCCAGAUCAACAGAGAUGAUUGUACCAAUGAGCUCAUCACCUGGGGACACUUUGUAGCGUUGGCAAAUGGACGUCCUCCUCGCCUGUCCUCUUAA
This is a messenger RNA of Lachancea fermentati, 1692 nucleotides long. The record is from the annotation of a GenBank genome assembly. NCBI's taxonomy places the organism in Eukaryota, Fungi, Ascomycota, Saccharomycetes, Saccharomycetales, Saccharomycetaceae.